Molecule: messenger RNA, 914 nt
Organism: Trichophyton rubrum CBS 118892
Lineage: Eukaryota; Fungi; Ascomycota; Eurotiomycetes; Onygenales; Arthrodermataceae
Exons: 1
Coding region: 534-881 (115 amino acids)
Source: RefSeq, a predicted model, not a curated record
UAUGGGUCCUUUUAUUCGACGGACGGAGAAUAUACCAUGAUCUUCCCGAACUGAACCCGCACCCUUUUUUGCUUCUUCCCCUUUCUCUUUAUUACAUGCCCUUCUCGUUCCUCAAUUUUGCGCUUUUCCCGAGUAUGCCUCGUCUUGACUCCUGUAUUUCUAUUCGUCUCUCCUACCUAUCCCGUCUCCCGUGCAUGUACGAAAUACGCGCCUGCCCAUCCGUUUUUGACCCAUCUAUCCCGACCCAGCGCAUGCAUGCAUGCAUGUUUUGAUACAUCUGCUUACAAUCAAACCCGUCACAGCGAGGUCGAACUUAAAGGCAUCAGCAGACGAAGCUAAGCCAGUGAGCAAGCCGAGGAAGGAUCUCGGAAAGGCAAGACUGCGUCCCGCCGCAUGGUCAUCGGCGGCCAGAACGAUCUUCGACGACUAAUCCUCGCUUUAAGCCUGCUACCCGCGCAGGCAGUUUUGGUGUGCUCGUCGUGUACUCCUGCCACUCUUCUUCAGCCCCUGGUCUGCUCGUCCUUGGCCAUCUCAUGGGGCGGCUUUCUCUUCUUCUUCUUCUUCUUCCUUUUUUUUUUUUCAUUUCUCCUUUAUCCGUAUUCCUUUUUCAUACGAUUCCUCAUGCUUAUGCCGCGAUGACUUCAUGCUACUCCCGACUCUCCUUGAUACUUCCAUAUCUUCCCAGCGAAUUGUUUGGCUUCCCUUCUUGUUUCCUCUUUUCUCGACUGGUUUUUUACUUUAUCCUUUUCCGGUUAAAUGCCGAAUACUGCGCACUGCGUACUCCGGUUCCUGCUCUUGGAUUCUCGUGCUUUUUUUUCCCUUUUGUCCGCCUUUUUGAAGAAGAAAAGCGCUCUGUUAUGACUUACCUGUCUUGUUCUUAAUAUCUAUGAAUUAAUGACCUCCUUGCCACCGGC